UUCAUUCAUUCACUUUAAGCAAUAAAAUCUUUUGUAAGUUAAACUAAACACACCAAUGGCACCUUCUUAUUGUGUGAAUGAGAACAAAGAGUGUGUGAAAUGGGUUGAGACAUACUUCAAAGACUGUCUUUGCAAUUUGAGAGAUGAUAUAUCAUUCAGUUUGGGACUCAUGAGUUUAGUGUCAUGGGGAGUUGCUGAAAUUCCUCAGAUAAUCACUAUUUUUCGUACCAAGUCUAGUCAUGGAGUUUCACUUGCCUUUCUCCUCACUUGGGUUGCUGGAGACAUAUGCAACUUGGUGGGUUGCCUCCUGGAACCAGCAACGUUGCCUACACAGUUUUACACAGCCCUGCUUUAUGCAAGCACUACAGUCAUAUUACUGCUGCAAAUCGCAUACUAUGACCACAUUCUCAUAUGGUACAAACGUCGCCAGCAUGUUAACAACAAAUGGGCUAUUGAAGAAGAGAAAAGACCCUUGAAACCAAAACCAAGUCAAGAACAUUCUGCGAUUGCAAUACCCAAUGACACACACAAAUCAGCAUCUCCAAGGGAGUAUUACUAUAUGUCAGCAAGAUCGUUGGCCGGGAGCGCGACUCCACCAUCGCUUACUUACAUAAGAGCUGCUAAAAGUGAUCCUCCAGCCAUGGAAUUCAUUCACGACUCUUCUGAUGAUGAAGCAUCUUCUAACAUCUCUACAACUCAGCCUAGGCCCAUACUACCACGUUCUGUAGAUGGUCGUUUUGGAACAUUUCUAGCUACAGCCAUUAAUUUACCCUUGAAGGGUAAUGCUAUGACUAUGAGAUAUGGAUACAUAGGAUUUACAGGAAUAAAGCUCUUCCAGGAAAAUGAAAAUGAGAUACAUAGUAAAUAUGGACAAUAUUUGGGAUGGGUCAUGGCUGCUAUCUAUACAUGUAGUCGUAUUCCUCAAAUUUGGUUGAAUAUUAAAAGAGGUAGUGUGGAGGGCUUAAAUCCUUUCAUGUUCGUCUUUGCACUGAUUGCUAAUGUCUCUUAUGUGGGAAGUAUUCUUGUACGAACAACAGAAUAUGAAAGCAUCAAAGCUAAUAUGCCAUGGUUGUUGGAUGCAACAGUUUGUGUGGCACUAGACAUUUUUAUAAUAUCACAGUACAUUUACUAUAGAUACUUUCGCAACAGAGAAGCAAAAAGUGAUGAUGGAGAAAGCUUGAAGUAGGAAAAGUUUAUGAAUCUUUGAUUUGUGUAGCUGUGAA
Trifolium pratense (red clover) is the source of this 1223-nucleotide messenger RNA. Its product is annotated as lysosomal amino acid transporter 1-like. The transcript is spliced from 12 exons. The record is from RefSeq and is a predicted model, not a curated record. Lineage: Eukaryota; Viridiplantae; Streptophyta; Magnoliopsida; Fabales; Fabaceae. The coding region runs from base 56 to 1186 and encodes 376 amino acids.